This is a messenger RNA of Acanthoscelides obtectus, 990 nucleotides long. The record is from the annotation of a GenBank genome assembly. Lineage: Eukaryota; Metazoa; Arthropoda; Insecta; Coleoptera; Chrysomelidae.
CGUCUUCUCCGCUGUCCGCGAGUCGCGUCUAGAUGGCGCACAGGUAAAAACAAGCGAAGAACGGUUUAACAGCUGCCUUGAUACCUUGCUUAGUCGACCGUCUACUGUUUAAGAAUAGAGUGACCGCGCGUGUGUAAGACUGUUUUAAAUGUGCGACACGGGCACCGGCGCGCCGUCGGAUUUCCACACGUGAAAAACGACCGAAUCGGGUGAACGUGUGAUGUAAAUAUGCAAGAAAACAAGGGCGAAAUGUCACCGAAGCCGAACGAGAUGCCUGGCGGCAACCAGCUGAACCUGAUGAUUCAGGAGAACCUGUUACAACGUUCCAUUCAAAAUGUGGCCCUUUCCCUGCAGAAUGCCAUGAUGAAUUCCCUGCAGCAAGCCGCGCUUCUGCCGGCGAACUCAGCCGCAGCAGCUGCAUUGAACCUUCAGGCGUUAGAGUCGUACCUAACCUUACAAAGACUGAGUACGGUGUCGGCAAACGUUCAAAGCAACUCCGGGAGGAUAGAUAUCCUCAAAAUCGCCACGAAUACCGCCAAAAUCAAUGAGGAAACGAUCAGCAAUGAAGAAGAAACCACCAACAACACCAGCCUCACUGAAGACGUGGACCUGGCCGAAGAGGUCGAAGAAGAUUUGGCCCUCCUGGACAAUGACGAAGCUCUCAACAACUUCCCUUUGCCCUCGUCUCCUGUGGACACGUCGUACCCCAGCCUAAUAAUGAACUCUGUGUACCAGAACCCCUCCAGUUCGCCUCCUGGUGUGUCAUCCUCAACAACAAGCUCAACUGCGACCAGCGGCGUAACGACGACAAGGCAGAAAGGGAGCUCGAGACCCAAGAAACAGUUCAUUUGCAAAUUUUGCAGCAGACAAUUCACCAAGAGUUAUAAUUUGUUGAUUCACGAACGGACUCACACGGACGAAAGGCCGUAUUCCUGUGAUAUUUGUGGAAAAGCUUUUAGGCGGCAAGAUCAUCUUAGGGAUCACAGGUGA